Molecule: messenger RNA, 1014 nt
Organism: Tetranychus urticae (two-spotted spider mite)
Lineage: Eukaryota; Metazoa; Arthropoda; Arachnida; Trombidiformes; Tetranychidae
Gene: Urm1
Product: Ubiquitin-related modifier 1
Biological process (GO): tRNA thio-modification
Cellular component (GO): cytoplasm
Source: RefSeq, a predicted model, not a curated record
UAUUUUAACUGUUGCAUUAUUCAUUAGUCUAAACAAACAUUCCUUUUUUGGUCCACACUUUGCAUAUUUGGACCAGUUUAUCUGAAUUAACAAUAUUAUGUUCUGUCGUUAAUGUAUUUCGUGUCUUCAUUUCAUCCUUUUUGUGUGAUAUCAACUUUGAUUAAUUUAAAUUUUGGUUACUCUAAAGUUCUUUCAUUAUGGAAAUAUUGCUGUUUUCUCAUGCCUGUGACUCUCGAUCAUGUUCUGGAAAAACUCUGUUUUUGUCACUCAGUUUCCAUCUCUUUUCCUUAAAUGGGUCGUGUACUUAGUUUGUCCUUUUAAUUUAAUCAAUUCAAGAUUGGCGGGUGACGACUAAUAGAAGCUAACUGGUGUAGGCAUGUGUGAAGCAUGAUUUGCCUUUAAAGAUUCAAAGUUUGUAUGUUGAUUGUAAUGAAAUCCCAUUUCUCAAACUUAUUUCUGUUAUUAUCAAGUUAACUGGUUUUUGCACGUUUUUGUUCAUCCAUUUGUCGUCAUCUAAAGAUUGAUUUGUCAAAAUGUCCAAUCAUUUGAAUAUCAUUGUUGAAUUUAAAGGUGGAAUGGAGCUAUUAUUUGAUAACGUUACCAAGAAAGAGUUGUCUUUGCCUGUGAAUAGUGGUGAGGAUGGAUCAGCUCCGGUAGAGUGGACAAUCAAAGAUUUGAUCAAUCAUUUGAAAGAAAAACAUUUAAAAGAACGACCUGAACUGUUUGUUAACGAUGAUUCUAUUCGUCCGGGAGUUCUUAUUUUGGUUAACGAUGUUGAUUGGGAAAUAUUAGGAGAAAAUGAGUACAAAUUAGCUGAUGGUGAUAAAGUACUCUUUAUUUCGACUUUACAUGGUGGUUAAAUUGUUAUGUUGAUAAUUACGUGAACAUGAUGAUUUUUAUUUACACUAUUGCAACAUCAUUGUGAAUCCAAUUAAAGGUUAAUACGAGAAAAGGUUCUUUUUUAAAGAUAAAAUGAACAAACUGAAUUAAAAUUGAAAACAAAAAUUAACUGAA